Kluyveromyces marxianus DMKU3-1042 is the source of this 765-nucleotide messenger RNA. RefSeq names its product 60S ribosomal protein uL2 (gene RPL2). Lineage: Eukaryota; Fungi; Ascomycota; Saccharomycetes; Saccharomycetales; Saccharomycetaceae. The coding region runs from base 1 to 765 and encodes 254 amino acids. Gene Ontology annotation, molecular function: structural constituent of ribosome; RNA binding. The record is from RefSeq and is a predicted model, not a curated record. Gene Ontology annotation, biological process: cytoplasmic translation. Gene Ontology annotation, cellular component: cytosolic large ribosomal subunit; ribosome. The transcript is spliced from 2 exons.
AUGGGUAGAGUUAUUAGAAACCAAAGAAAGGGUGCUGGUUCUAUCUUCACCUCUCACACCAGAUUGAGACAAGGUGCUGCCAAGUUGAGAAACUUGGAUUACGCUGAACGUCACGGUUACAUUCGUGGUGUUGUCAAGCAAAUCAUCCACGAUGCUGGUAGAGGUGCUCCUUUGGCCAAGGUUGUCUUCCGUGACCCAUACAAGUACAAGUUGCGUGAAGAAACUUUCAUUGCCAACGAAGGUCUACACACCGGUCAAUUCAUCUACGCUGGUAAGAAGGCUUCUUUGAACGUUGGUAACGUUUUGCCAUUGGGUUCCGUCCCAGAAGGUACCAUCAUCUCUAACGUCGAAGAAAGACCAGGUGACAGAGGUGCUUUGGCUAGAGCUUCUGGUAACUACGUUAUCGUUAUCGGUCACAACCCAGAAGACAACAAGACUAGAGUUAGAUUACCAUCUGGUGCUAAGAAGAUCAUCUCUUCUGAUGCCAGAGGUGUCAUCGGUGUUGUUGCCGGUGGUGGUAGAAUCGACAAGCCAUUGUUGAAGGCUGGUCGUGCUUUCCACAAGUACAAGGUUAAGAGAAACUCUUGGCCAAAGACUCGUGGUGUUGCCAUGAACCCUGUUGAUCACCCUCACGGUGGUGGUAACCAUCAACAUAUUGGUAAGGCUUCUACCAUCUCCAGAGGUGCUGUUUCUGGUCAAAAGGCUGGUUUGAUCGCUGCCAGAAGAACUGGUUUGUUACGUGGUUCUCAAAAGACUCAAGAUUAG